AUGGCUCCCUCGCGCAGUUACUAUGCCACUCUGAAGACUGUAAUGAUUUGCUUCAACACCAUUAUCUUUGUUGUCGGCUGCACCAUGGUUGCGCUGGGCCUGUGGAUUAAGCUGGGAAGCACCUCCUUCGUCAGGGUCCUGGGCUCCACCUCGGUGAACUUUGUCCACAUCGGGUACUUCUGCAUCGUGGUGGGCAUCAUGGUGGCCAUGCUGGGGUUCAUAGGGUGCUGGGGCGCAGUGAAAGAGAGCAGAUGCCUCUUGCGGAUGUACUUCUUAAUAAUGCUGGUCAUCUUCAUCGCCGAAAUCACAGCAGCCGUCGUCGUUUUUGCUUUCACUCAGUUUGCUCGCAGUGUCAUCCUAGACAAAUCACUGACUGCCUUGAAGAAGAAAUACAGCGGCUACAAACACGAUGAUAUCGUGUCCUAUGGAUGGAAUGCAUUCAUGCUGAAGCUGAACUGCUGUGGGGUUCAUAACUACACAGACUUUUCUGGCUCUGCCUUUCAAAUACGGACCAACCUGACUUAUCCCAAAAGCUGCUGCAAAGAUCCAAUGAGCUCGGCAUGCAACGGACACAACGUCAGCAGCGUGGUCAUCAACCAGGAGGGCUGCUUCCACAAGCUGGUUUCCCUGGUCAAAGAGAAGAGCCUAUUGCUUGGCGGAGCUGCCACCGGAGCUGCCCUGCUGGAACUAGCAGCUAUGAUAGUCUCCUUAAUGCUGUACGUUAAACUGGUAUGA
Messenger RNA from Chelonia mydas (Green sea turtle), 735 nucleotides. RefSeq names its product tetraspanin 16 (gene TSPAN16). The record is from RefSeq and is a predicted model, not a curated record. The coding region runs from base 1 to 735 and encodes 244 amino acids. Gene Ontology annotation, cellular component: membrane. The transcript is spliced from 7 exons. NCBI's taxonomy places the organism in Eukaryota, Metazoa, Chordata, Testudines, Cheloniidae.